AGUCACUUUACCCCGUGCGAGUUCGCGCAAGUUAGUUUUUCUGAUGGCAGCUUUACAGGAAGUAUCUGAUACCGAGCCCGAAGUCGGUUGCAAUCAGCAAGAGGGUGAGACAGAAGUCUUGAGUGCAGUUCCUGCUGUAAGUGGCUUGCAGAAACAGGCCAGACUCCCACUGUCUCGUGUGAAAGCGCUGAUGAAAGCCGAUCCCGACGUAUCACUGGCUAGCCAAGAGUCUGUAUUUAUCACCAGCAAGGCAACGGAACUAUUUAUAGAAACAAUUGCCAAAGAUGCUUAUGUAUAUGCACUGCGAGGAAAGAGAAAAACCCUUCAGCGUAAAGAUUUAGAUAAUGCAAUAGAUGCAACUGACGAGUUUGCUUUCUUGGAAGGUACUUUAGACUGAAGCCUCUUGAACAUAGGAAUGAAGUAACUGCGAGUAGUGGUUCUGUCUAAGAUGAAUGUUGGUCUGGAAGCAUUGUGGAACCUUGUCUUUUAAAAGAAAAUGCUGCCUUAUCAGAAGAACAGUUCAUCAUCCACCUUUUAGGUUUAUGGCAACCUGUUGGGUACCUGCAUGUCAACAUAGUUGGAAUCUCAUCAUUUUGCAGUGUUUCAGCUUUUGUAUUGUACAUUUUAUAGGUGUCUUUGUUUUUCUUUUUUGAUAAAGUAUCAAUUUUGAUUUACAUCACAAUAA
Molecule: messenger RNA, 685 nt
Organism: Spea bombifrons (plains spadefoot toad)
Lineage: Eukaryota; Metazoa; Chordata; Amphibia; Anura; Pelobatidae
Gene: POLE4
Product: DNA polymerase epsilon 4, accessory subunit
Exons: 4
Coding region: 44-397 (117 amino acids)
Cellular component (GO): nucleus; epsilon DNA polymerase complex
Molecular function (GO): protein heterodimerization activity
Source: RefSeq, a predicted model, not a curated record